Molecule: messenger RNA, 1818 nt
Organism: Guillardia theta CCMP2712
Lineage: Eukaryota; Cryptophyceae; Pyrenomonadales; Geminigeraceae
Exons: 4
Coding region: 1-1659 (552 amino acids)
Cellular component (GO): plasma membrane
Molecular function (GO): protein binding
Source: RefSeq, a predicted model, not a curated record
AUGCAGCGGCUCAAGUCACUGAGCCUGUCCUCCAACAGGAUCGAGUCCCCCAUCCCCGUCAGCCUGUGGGAGCUCAACGUGCUCAAGACCCUCCAGCUUGACCACAACCAGCUCGACGACAUCCCACCUGAGAUCGAGCAGCUGUCGAGCCUGACCAAGUUGAGGGUGGACUGCAACAACCUGGAGGCUCUCCCUGAGACGCUGGGGCAGCGGACUACCCUCAAGUACCUGUCUCUGCGGCUGGAGGGCAACCGGCUGACUUGUCUGCCACCCGAAGUUCACUUCCUAACCUCCCUCACCUACCUCGACCUCUCCAACAACGCCAUCGAGGAGCUGGACGGGGAGUCGCUGGGGAGGCUCACCAACCUGACGCACCUUAGCCUGAGGAACAACCCCAAGAGCUUCAGCUUCAUCCCUGAGGAGAUCGGCAGGCUUACGUCCUUGACCUUCCUCAACCUGCAGCACUGCUCCCUCGUCGAGCUCCCCGCGGGUGUCGGGCUGCUCCUCAACCUGAAGCAGCUCAUCCUCAACAACAACAGGCUCCUCCUCCUCCCCCAGGAGAUCGGCAGCUGCACCAGCCUGACGCACCUCCGGCUGCACGAGAACCUCCUCGAGGAAGUUCCCAAGGCCAUCGGGCGCCUGACGCUGAUGCAAGACCUCCGGCUCUUCAACAACAACAUCCUCCAGCUCCCCGUCGAGCUGGGCUUCAUGAAGUACCUCCCCUCCUUCCGCAUCUCCUCCAACCAGCUCGCCUCUCUGCCCAUCGGCAUCGGAGGCCUCGAGUCGCUGACCGACCUUCUCCUCUCUGACAACUUCCUGGAGUUCCUCCCUCCGCAGAUCGGACUCCUCACCAGCAUUACCCGCCUCCGCGCCUCCUCCAACCGCCUGCAGGAGCUGCCAGCAGAGCUCGGGAACCUGAGCAGCAUGACGGAGCUCGGGGUCUCCAACAACCAGCUCACCCAGCUGCCUCCUAUCGGGCAUCUCACCGCCCUCCGAACCCUCCUCCUGGACGCGAGGUACAACAUGCUGACAUCCUUCCCGCCCUCCCUCGCGCACCUCAGCCUCCUCAAGCUCUUCCUGAACAGCAACGAGCUCCGCAGCCUCCCGGCCUGCAUCAGCUCCCUCCACUCCCUCCUCCUCUUCUCCGCAGCCAACAACACCAUCAGGGACAUCGCCGGCUCAGCCUUCCGCGGGCUGACGAGGCUGGAGGAGCUGUACCUGCAGCAGAACGAUCUGCGCGAGCUGCCCGACAUGUUCCAUGACCUGGUGGCCCUUAGGGUACUGGACGUCAGCUUCAACCAUCUCUUCUCCCUCCCCGCCAGCAUCGCCAAGGCUUCCCGCCUCUCCUACCUCUCCCUCGCUUACAACGACCUCGAGACCUCCUCCCUCGUCUUCGACGUCCUGGACAAGCUGGAGCACGUGAACCUGACCUCCAACAGGCUCUUGGGCAUACCGCACACGUUUGUCCACCUGAAGCUGCUCUCCUCCCUCCUCCUUGACGGGAACUUGUUCGAGCUGGACGCGGCGAGCAGGUCCCUGAAGACGUGGGAGACGACGCAGAGGUGGCUGAAGAUGAACCAUGCGGUGUGGGCUAAGGCGAACGCUGAGCAGCAGACAAGCUUCCUGCUGAGGAGGGAGAGGAGGGAGAAGAGGAACUGAAGAGAGGAAGGAGGAGAGAAAGGGUGAGGAUGAAAGGAAACAGAUGGGUGAAGGAGCAAGGAAGGAAGGAGCGGAGAAUGGUCGGGGGGUUGUUUUUAGGCGAGUCGUAGCGUGUAUUUUAGUCUGGAAGUUUUCUCAUUACAUCAGAAAUGUCUGUUG